UUAUUUAUCUGAAGGAUCAUAAUGAUCCCAUACUGUAUCAGCUGCCAGGAGACGCACAUACGGUUAUUUUGGGUCUGUCAAUAUUUUAUUGGUCAUUAGGCAGCUGGGAAAGGCGCGGAAUAGCCUACUGUACGACUGCAGCUCUUGUUUAAGAGGCUAACAGCUAUAUCUAUAAUAUGGGGGGAGGGGGGGUUCGGUGUAAUAUAGAAAAAUGUGCAAUAAAUAGGCUAUGAUGUAGGCCUAUAUUAUUGUUUAGACAUGUUGUUUGCAUGUACGUCUUUAACAUGUGCAAGCUAAAACGCACCUAUCAAUAUAUCAAUGUCAAGUGUUUGCUACUUUUAACGAUUACUAUUUUAAUAGCUACUGAGUAGCCUAACUGUUUUCUAAUGGAAUAAAUACCAUUAUUUAGGAUACAGCAUAGCUAUUUUGCUGGGAGAAAUAGCAGAGAAUCACGUUAGGCCACCGUGGUGCGUUUGCUGUCUAAUGUCUUUCUAUCACGAAGAUGGUGAGAGUCAGUGAGGAAAAAGCUGUGGUAGUAUCCGAGGCAACAUGCCUGCUAUGGCGACCAUGAAGGGUAGCUAUACUCAUUAGGAGGAAAACCAAAACAUUAUUAGGCUCCAAUCCUUCCAAAACCCAUUAGUUUGUAGCCAUAUCUAUGAUUAAACAGAGACGCAUUUUAAGAAGAGAGAUGUAAAGAAAUCCGAUUUUAAAACGCCUCCUCCUUUUAGUGUUAGGCUAUGGGUGGACCAUUUGUUAUAUAGUUUAAAUGCUUUAUUUUUUUUUACUUACAUAGGCUACUAUUCUGUAUAGGCUAUGUAAUGCAAUACUCAGGCCUUAGAAACCAUAUUUUUCACAUCAAACCGUGUCAUAUCAAACAAUGAUUUCCCUUUAUUUAAAUUUCAGUUGUUCACCUUUCAAUUUAAUGUUGUAACCUCAUAAAAAAUGUCAUUGCAUUUAUGAUAACUGCCACCAUGCUAGAGUGUGGAUUCUUCAUUGACUUUGAUAACUUGCCCUUGUUUGACACACAAUAAUUCAGGGAAUUGUUAUAAAUACUAUAUUGUAAAGAGCAAGUACAGUAAUAGCAUACUGUGUUAGAAAAGUUGUUAAGAAAUAUAUACACAAUGCCAUGGACUAAUCUGCAACACUUAACAUUAUGCAUCUGAUUACACCUGUGUAAUAACGCUAUUAUUACCAUAUUAAUAUUGUAUAAACAUGUUGUAGCCUUGUAGCCAUGUAGCCUAGUAAUUACAGUGUUACUGCACAUGUACAAGAGCAGCCUUUGUAUCACCAGGUCACUCUAGCUGUUCUACCCUCCAUAGCAUUUACUCUAUUAUGAACCGUAUUGUACAGUACACUGCCUUGCCUGUAUCACUUCCCAGUGGUUUUAUUGCAUGGGAUGUAGGGCCGUUUUCCAAGACACAGAUUAAGUCUAGUCCUGGCCUAAAAACCCCUUUCAUAGAGAAUCUCCAUUGAGUCUGCCUUUUAGUCUAGGUUUUAGGGUCAGGGAAAGAGCCCCAUAAUGUUCAAAAUGUUAUUUUUGGUUGCAGUUAAUGGAGUGGUCGGUCUGCCAGCACACUCAGAGGAGAACAAUAAUACGCUGAUUUAAAAGCUCCUGUGUUUAUUUUUGGACGCCUAUGCUCCACUGGCUGAGUCACUUUCACUUCUUGCGUCAGUUGAUUAAAAGCAUUUCUUAAUUGGCUGUAGUGUCACUUAUGUGUGAUUGCUGAUUUACAAUCAGAUGAAGAGGCCUACUGUUAAACUAAACCUAUGUUGUUGUGUUGCUUCUUUAAGUAAUGAGUUUUUUCCUGGAUUGGUGGCUUAAGUUGAAAGCAUACUUGGAUCAAUUCCCCAAUAACAGUAAGGAGAAAGAAGAGAGGGCAUUAUCAUCCCCACUGUAGCUAUAGUGACUGGGAACCAACAGCCUACAGAGAUGUAACUUGUCUGAGUACAGGGUUAAACUGGAAGGUGAAAAACAAUCAACUUUCAAUGGGUCAAUUUAGAGGGGUACACAGAUAGUGGUUUGGAAUAGCAGUCCUGAAAUUUGCUCCAUUGUUUGUGGACCUUGACAGAACUACCGUGGAAAAUAACCGUUUCAAUCAGGAGGUGUGCUCACACAAAGCUCCUUAAAUUGAUAGUAAUCUCUGUGUGUUCAUGGUGCCUGACUAACUGCCCCCUGUAACACCCUCCUGCUCUCAUCUCCUCCUCUCACAUCCUGAGACUGACUGCCUGAUCCAAAGCUACAGCAUUGGUCCACCAGACUGGAGCAUGGACACGAUACACAAAGCUUUUCUCAAUCCUCUGAAGUCUCAGCCAAAGCUUGUAUCCACUGUUCACUUUUCUUGAUCUCAAGGCACAUUUAUUCCCUUUUGCGUUCAGUUUUUAGUUGUUUGGUUUAUGGAUAUUAAGCAUUUCAACUCAAUAUUAUUGGCAUUAAAUUGGCUCCAUAUAUAACACUACCUCAGGAAUUGGUAAAAGGCCUAUCUCAAUAGGUACGGGCUUUUUCAUAUUGCUCAGACUGUUCUGCAGCUUUGGUAUUUCAUGAGGACAGUCUGUUGAUAUGCUGUGACGGGGUCAUAUCAGGGUAUAUUUUCCUGUCCAUGUAGUUUCCCUGUAUACACUGCAGCCAGGUGAUGUCAGCCUCGAUAGUCGUCAGUCGUGCCAUAUGCAACUGAACAAUCAGUAAAGAUGUUAAUGACGGUUUCUAUGGACACGGGUGCACAGGCAUGCAUGGGAAGACCUUUUCCGAGGCCUUGGUGAGCUAAUGAUUGCAAUAUUUGAUUUGGUUUCCCUCUAUUCUAAGUAUUUCUAGUCAGGCCGAUGGGUUAAGUUAUUUGGAGUGUGUGACUCCAUUUCCACAAAGAUAAUAACUUUAAACUUAUGGACUGCAUCCCAAAUGGCACUCUAUUUUAAGGGAAUACAGUGCCAUUUGGGAAGUGGACUUGGACUCUUGUUUGUUAGAGAGAUAACAGGUUGAAAGGGUUAUGCUGCUUGGCAGCGUUUAAGCCAGGGUAAGGACAGUGCUCUUUGCACACAGGGUGAAGUUGAUUGAAAAAUCCAUCCCCUAUUACCAGUUGUUAUUUGUCUGGUGUUCCGCCCACAACCUAUUUCACACUCCACAGGCAUAUGGCCAUAAAACCCACAGAGCAAAGCUCAGAAGGACACAAAUACCCAAUUCACAUUGGUUUCUAUGUUUCUAUGUGUUGCUCUGUUUGUAAUACGUUAUUUGGCAUGUUAAAGAUUCACUCUCAAACUUUUGUAUAAUUUCAGCCAGUAGUUUUGAAAGUGGUGUUCACGAGCCAAAACAGAUCCCCGUUGUUUGUAUACUACGUCAUCCAAUUUGUGUGAUAUUGUAAUGAACGUCGUCGGGAGAAGGAGAAGAGGACCAAGGUGCAGCGUGGUUGUCUGUUUGAGAAGGAGUUAUGCACACCAUACGAGAUCUGUGUCAACGAUGGAAUGUUCGGGAGGUGUCAAUCCACACCCGUUCCGGUAGCAGAGGUGUAUACGUAUGAUGUGUCUCCAUCUGUGGUUCAGCGCUUCAGGACUCUACUGCAGAAACUCACCCACAGAGGUUUGACCUGGGAGGAUGAGACCGCCCAGCAGAUCCUGUCCAAGGAGCUGUCUAAGCUGAGGAAGAUCCCCUACAGACGCCUACAGGACUCCAGCCCCCCUGUCUACAGCAGCAGCAAAUCCAGGCCCUCUACCCAGGCUAUGGACCCAGGAGACCGGAGGAUCAAGCCAGUGGAGGUGGAGCUCAGUAGAAACCUCCAGAACUACCUGCAACGUCUGGGCCUCCUUCCCCAGGCCGCCUCCCCCGCCAGACCCAAGAGCCCCAGUAAGAGUGACCGUUACCCAUCUGGGGUCUCCUCUGACUACUACUGGCCAAAGUCCCAGGGAGAGGGAAACUUCUCCCCACUGACGUCCUUCCAGCCUCCCUACCAGGACAGAUCUUCUGCGGGGGAUGGAGACCUCCUUGUGGCUGCUCUCAGACACUAUCUGUCUGGGCAGGUACCAUCUCAGACCGGGGUGUCCACCAAGGGCCCGGUCCUGCCCUCCCUUCGCCUACGCCCCUCCUACAGCAACAGUAUAGACAGUACUGGGCCUAAAGAGACCUCUCAAUCUCAAACACCUAACCUGGACAGACCUCUACUCCUCCAGACAGCUGGAGCCAGCCAACCCUCUGCUCCCAAGGACCCUCUCAGUACAGUGGAUGAGGUGUUCAUCCAGAAGGUUCUGAAGAAUGUGGGCAGACACAACGUGGACGUGGACGACCUGAGUCCUACAGACCUGGACCAACUCUCUACGCUGAUCACUGACGCCCUACAGGUAGUGGAUCAAGAACAUACCCACGCCCAGUCCAGAGCAGGACCCAGAGACCUGGGGGAGGAAGGGAACGAGGGGCCUGGAGAAGAAGGGCCUGGGGAACAGGAGGAGAAGGAGGAGAGUGUCCCUCCAUCCACCACAGAGAAAACGGCUCCGGAGAGCACUCCAGUAGAGGAGGCUGUGGUCCAAGAGCGACAAAUGGAGGGAGACAGAGAGCCAGCAGACUCCAAUGACAAGCCCCAAGAUGCCGGCAGCUUAUUUGGCAAGCUGCUGGUGUACCUGGAUAAGAUUGAGUCCCCAGCCCAGAGAGAGCCCCCAGGCUGGGCUGGUGUGGGUGCAGGGCUGGGUGAGGGGAGAGGUGUUGGUCUGGAGAACGUACAUAGUAGGACCACUCAGGCUGAGGUGGCAGUGCAGAAGAAGUCGACCCACUCGACGGACAUGGAGGAGGUGGCUGCCGUGGAGGGCUGGAUCCAGGCAAUGGAGCCUCCUGCUGCCAAGGUGGUCUACCAGGAGCCCCAUAAGAAGAAAGUGAACGUCCAGGAGCUGCAGCUAGAUGUCAAAGCUGCUGUGGACACGAAGAAGACUGAUGAUGACUACGGUUAUGUCAUCACCGACACUGAUGCAUUGCAGACUGAUGAGGGCCUCCACUUGAUGGAGAUUCUGACACGACGCGCCAAGCUGCAGAUGACUGACUUCCUGGAGCUCUCAGUGGUAGGCCCAGCUGUGACCUUCAGAGUGCGACCUAAUGCCCAGAACGUCAGCACCGCAGAUGUGGCCAAUGUAGCAGGUAGGUCAGAGCUUUUCUGACAGAUAAAUGUGAUGUAAUGUAUGAAGAAUUUCAUUCGAAAACGCUAUAUAUACAAUUUCAGAAAUGUUGGUAAAUAUGCUUUUUUGUUUAAAGAACUUAUAAAAGAGAUUGGUGUUAAAUGACAGAAAUGUAUUGAUUUGAAACCUAUCACUAGAUAGUUUCAUUUCAGAGAGACAAACAAUCACAUUUUGUUGCAAAACAAGAUAUAUCCGCCUAACUCUCAGAGAAAAUAGUAACACUUUUAUUUUUUUAUUUAACUACCAAUUUAGUUUAGAACAAAUUCUUAUUUACAAUGAUGGCCUACCCCGGCGCAACCCGGAUGAUGCUGGGC
This is a messenger RNA of Salvelinus namaycush (lake trout), 5459 nucleotides long. Its product is annotated as receptor-type tyrosine-protein phosphatase N2-like. The transcript has 13 exons. The coding region runs from base 3454 to 5127 and encodes 557 amino acids. Gene Ontology annotation, cellular component: secretory granule. NCBI's taxonomy places the organism in Eukaryota, Metazoa, Chordata, Actinopteri, Salmoniformes, Salmonidae. The record is from RefSeq and is a predicted model, not a curated record.